This is a messenger RNA of Aspergillus candidus, 552 nucleotides long. RefSeq lists its product as uncharacterized. The transcript has a single exon. Lineage: Eukaryota; Fungi; Ascomycota; Eurotiomycetes; Eurotiales; Aspergillaceae. The coding region runs from base 233 to 481 and encodes 82 amino acids. The record is from RefSeq and is a predicted model, not a curated record.
CGCUGACCCCGCCGAGCCGGCGCGCCCACAACGCGACCAUUCGACUCGACGCGAUUGGCAUCGUCCUCGGACCGUGGACUUCCAUCCACCCUGCGGUCGGGGUGUUUCGCCGACAGUCUUCGCGCUUGUCCGCCAAAUCCCUCUCUUCCAUUUACCUGCAGUCCCUCCACCCCGUUUGUCUGCCAUCCCUCGAUCUCCAAGAAAUUCGGCGACGGCUCAAGCCGGUGGACCGAUGGUUUUCGCUGCUUGGGACUUCCCGAUGCGACCAAGCGAUUUCCAUCCUUCGUCGGACUCAUGGGUAUCCGGUGCGGUGAAGGCGAUGGCGCCAUCCCGUCGAUGGGGCGGUCCGGUCGCGUCGCCAAGCGCCCGCUACCUCUGCGCGGUAUAUUCGUCUCUGCAGGCUCGCGAUGGGGGUCCGACGACGAGGGGCAUCGGUGUUCUCCGCUGGGAGCGGGCACAGCUCGGGGCGACGCCAUCGUAGGGAUUGUUGAGGACACGCAUCCGGGACGGCUGGAUUAAGCCCGAGCGGGGAAACCUGUUACGCGAUUGAAG